AUGUAUAUGGUCGUUGAGUGGACUUCAGGUGGUCUACCGUGGAGAAAAUACAAGGUGGGUAUUUCUAAGGUGUUCCUGACUGAUAUAUUUUUCAAAUGCUCUUUCCAGGCAGACAAUCGAGAAGAAGUUUUGAGAAUGAAGGAAGAAGUGCGUGACAAAGAAGAAGCAAUGAACAAUACAAACGUAUAA
Cylicostephanus goldi is the source of this 189-nucleotide messenger RNA. The record is from the annotation of a GenBank genome assembly. Lineage: Eukaryota; Metazoa; Nematoda; Chromadorea; Rhabditida; Strongylidae.